GUGAAACAGGACUGAAGUCCAGCGGAUGAAGGGCGGAAGAAGAGUAUCCAAUGCUGCAAUCAUGGCGCAAGAAAAGGAAGAUGUUAGAGAUUACAAUUUGACUGAGGAGCAGAAGGCGAUCAAGGCCAAGUAUCCUCCAGUCAAUCGGAAGUACGAGUAUUUGGAUCAUACAGCGGAUGUCCAGUUACAUGCAUGGGGAGAUACUCUGGAAGAAGCAUUCGAACAGUGUGCAAUGGCCAUGUUUGGUUACAUGACAGAUACCGGGACUGUGGAGCCCCUCCAAACAAUAGAAGUAGAAACCCAAGGAGAUGACUUACAAUCUCUUCUCUUUCACUUUUUGGAUGAGUGGCUUUAUAAGUUCAGUGCUGAUGAAUUCUUCAUACCCCGGGAAGUGAAAGUACUUAAUAUUGAUCAGAGAACUUUCAAAUUACGGUCAAUUGGGUGGGGAGAGGAAUUCUCAUUGUCCAAGCACCCUCAGGGAACUGAAGUCAAGGCAAUAACAUACUCAGCAAUGCAGGUCUAUAAUGAGGAGAAGCCAGAAGUUUUUGUGAUCAUCGACAUUUAAGAUACUCCCCCCCAAAAAGAUUUGUGAAGAACUGUUUUUUCUCUUCCAUAUUAGAAGAUACCAUGAUAUAAAUUCUAUAGUAUCUGACGAUAUAUGGAGAUUUGCAGAAAAGAAAUUUUUAAAGUGUAACUUUUAGAAAUGGAAGAUCAAGGCACAUCCUUGGUCUAUGUUAACCAAAUAUUGUAACGUUAAAGAGUUCUUCAGGUGGCAAGUAUGGUUCUUCAUUGGUUAAUUCCUGCCGUAACAGCAGGUACUUCACACCCUGCCAGUGGAAGGUCAGCCCUCCAGCCUGGUCCCAAAAGGGAUCAUUGGUGUUAGCAGCAGUAUGAGAGACUCUGAAGACUCUGUGCUCUCGGAUACAGUUUGGAAAAAUAAUUACAAUUUGAGAAAUCCUACAAUCAGGAUUUUGCUUUUCCUCCGAAGUAAGACCUAUGUUUCUACAUGUACCUUAAGAGAGAUUGUAUUUUAGAUUGUUGUGGAACACAGCCAUCCUGUAUUCCAGUUGGUUUUCUCAGAAGAAAUAAUUAUAGUUAAACAAUUUGAAGACUUCUCUACAAAGAGCCCUCAUUUUCUAUCUCACUUUUUUUAAAGCACUGAUAUAUUGACAACUUUCCUGUUUUCCUGUAAGAAAAAUUUGAUGCCCUUACUAAUGGGCCCUUCCUUCUAACAUGUAUUUUAUAUUAAAGCCAGUAUAUUUAUACAAUUAGAGAGGAAAAGGGGAAUUCUUAAAAUUUCUUCUGUUUUGAAAAAUUGCCUAAGCUCUUCAUUACUAAGGAUACAGAAGAGGCCAGGAAAACAACUUUCAAAAGAUCUGAACUUUUUAAAGUAGAUAACUUUUAAGAAAUGAAACUGCUUUAGGUGACUUGCAUCAUUAUUUUACUCUUUUAAUUGAGGUAUUCUUUCUUGUGAUGCAAGAGUGCAAGGUUGCUAUUUAUUCACAAAUACAAGAUUGCCACUGGGUGGUGCCAAAUAUCAUUAUAGUAGGCCAAACUUGACCUAAAAGGAGGAGAUAGUGAGCUUUCUCAGUGUUUUCUCUGAGCACUACAUUCUUUUUCUCUGAGUAUUUAACAGAAAGUAGAGGUGAUGAAGACUAGGCCAAGAGCAUGUGGUUUGAAUAGUAGCUCUUCAAAUAAAUGAAUACAUAGCAGGAUCACUGGGUUAGUGCUUCUUGCCCUUCUUUAAUCUCAGGCACAUUUUCAAAUUUGAAUUGUGGCCCUCUGAGCAAAAAAAUGUCUAGAAGAACCAAUUUACCUUUCGUUAGGAUGAAUUUCUAGGCUGAGAUGGACACUUUCUUUUUCAUGGACCCCUUUGCAGAUCAUGACGGGGUGGGGGUGGUUGUAAAAAUGAACAAGGGGAUACCAUUAAGGCAAUGGAAGAACCAAGUCUAGAAUAAGAAGAGCUCUUGGGGUGUAUUAAGCCAAGUAGGUAUAAACUUGACUAGGAGAAAAAAGCAUAACCACAUCUCUUACCACCAGUGCCAUAUAAUGGGGUUCAGUAAAAACAAGUCAGAUGUAAUUAUGCAAUACAAAUUGUUUCUUGUAAAUUUAAAAAAUCAGUUUGUUAGUUUUAAAAUAAGCCAAAAUGAAGAUAUCGAAUAAAAGGGAAAUGAGUAUGUUACCCUUUAUAAAAUAUAGUUGGCAUACACGUUUCCCCAGCCUUCCCAGGAUAGUUAAGAAUCUUAUUGAGUAAAUGAAGAGAAAGGGAGUCAUCUUGGAAUUAUACUUGGAGCUGUGGAAUUUAAACACUACUGUGGUAACAUUUUUAUUUUGGGGGGGUAGUGAUUAAUAGCACAAACGAGCCAGAUCACUAGGGUUCAAGUCCUGGUUCUACCACUUACUAACUGCCCACUUUGGGCAUGUUGCUUAACCUCGUUGUGCCUUAAUUUCCUCAUUUUAAGGGGUGAUGGCUAUACUUGCAGGGUUGUUGAGAGGGUUAAAUAAAUGUAUACACAUAAAGCUGUUAGGAUAGUUCUGACACAUAAAUGCUCAGUAAAUGAGGGCUAGUAUUAUUGGGGCAAGCAUAAAUGCUAACAGCCCCCUUACUUUUCUCCUUAGUUUUUAAAAAGACCACAGUGGUUGGUUAGGGGGGGUGUCCAGCCUAGAGACAACCUUGAUAGCCAGUGCCAUUCUGCUAGAGUCUGUUCAUUAAGAGUAAACAAAGCCACUCCUUUCUGCUUCUUCCUCUCCUGCUUCUCUACUCCAGGUCCUUCUUGUGUUGAGUUUUCUUUCUAACAUAUGGGAGUUGAGCAUCUAUAUAUAAAUAUAAGAUAAAGAUAGGAGCCAAAGCCUCUGCCCCGUUUCCUUCCUGAAACUUCCUCUCUGAUCUUGACCAAGUCUUAUCACCAGUCAAAGCCUCAGUUACAUCUGCCGUAAUAGUACCAACCUCACGUGGCUGUCAGGAUUAAAAUUUGUCGUUCAGUGUUUUUCUUGAGUUAUGGGGGAAAAAAAAGUUAUGACUCCCUCAAAAAGAAAGAGGGAAGGAGAGGGGAAAAAAGGCAUUCUGGGUAAACGAGAACAUCACUGAGGUGCCCCAGUGUAAUCGGAAUCUGUUCCCUGAGCGGGAGUUGUUCUCCGCCUGCCGGCCCAGGCUUCGCCCUGCCUGCCACGUGCCUUUCCCCGGCUCCUAUUGGCUCAGCCAGACUCCACGGUGUGUUGGGGGGUGGGGGUGCAGGGGUCCACAAGCGACUUGGAGGACACCCAGGGUAGUGGGGCAGUUUCUUGCACAAGACCACAAUAUCGUAACCGAGUAGGGAUAAUAUAGACUAGUUCUCCCGGCAGUAAGGCGAUGGUUUUAGGCACCCGUAGGCAUUUCCUGCGUGAGCUCGAAUCCCCGCAGCCCUUGGAGUCGUCGGUGGCUUUGGGUGUAUUCUCGUCUGUUUGUCUCUAAAUAGGGAGGGUGUCAGUGCCUACCUCAGAGUCCUGGGAUCUAGUAGGUCCUCGGCAAAUGUAGACUCCAUAUUGGGCGCCCACUAUUGCACUACAGGAUAUUUCUAUUCAAAUCCCUACUCUCCACCCACUGCCACCGACUCUAGCUUUGGUGCCUGGCAGGUUGGGGCCUCUCCAUAGGCCUAGCUGCAGGUCUAGUCUUUCCUGAAAAUAAGACAUAAAGCUACGCGAUCACCUGCCUGAGCGGAAUAAAUGUCUUGCCGAUUAGGGGAGAAAACACUUGGGCUUUCAUGUUUUACUGUGGCCCCAAAAUACUGGAGCAUCUGGUGCCAAUUUAUAGGCACCGUUUUCCACUGCUGUGUUCCUCGUAGAUUUUUUUCCUCCAGGAGAAAAGUUUUGUCAGCUCAAAUACAAAACAAACUACAGUUUCUAUUUUAUUUCAGCAUUUAACCAUUUUGAAUGAUGCAUAAAGUGCCACUUCAUCAUUGGAUGCGUUUUUGUUGUUGUUUAUCUGUAAGAGACUAAGCAAGAGAGUAUCUGUAUAUACAAUACUGCUGAAGGGAUAUACUUGUGUUGGAAUUGCAAACAUAACCUUAAACGUUUGGCAUGAGGAUGGUACUCUACUCAAAAGUCGUUUCAAGUUUUUUUAAAAAAUUUUAAUGGCAAUACGUGAAGCUAAGAAAUUUUUGUUUCCAAAUUUGUCCGAGGUCUCCUUUAGGUAAUACAUCUUAGUUGAGUACUAUUUCUCUAGUGCAACGUUUAACUUUAAUAAAAAAUAAUUUAAUUCAUUGAUGGAAUUCUAGUAUGUAGCAAUUAAGUUUCAUGGUGCUUGGAGAGAUUUCUGGUUCCGAGCAAAGAAAACAUUAAAGCUUGUGAAAUUUAAGGAUAUAGUAUUUCAGUCACAUAUUCCUAAUAUAGUUCUUUUAUUAGUCUGAAGUACUAUGUGAAUUCCCAGAAUGCAAUACCCAUAAUCAAAUAUAAUACAAAUGCAUCUAAAAGUAAAAAUCGCUAUUUUAAGACUACCUACUAAUUUAUUUUUCAAAUUAUUUGUCCCUACCAAAAACUGUAGUUAAGGGAACAUAUAUAGUAUCUUGAAAUUCCACAAAAUUAAUAUUUUCUUGGACUGGGUAUCUUUAAUUGUCCUUAAUAGGAUUGAGAACCAGUGGUCUAGAAGGUCAAAUGACCCAACUGCCCAUCCCCAGCAUCUGUAUAGGGAAGAUAGAGGGAAAUCUUAAAGAAGGCACCUAUUUUGCACAUAAAAACUGCUGGGAAAAUUUCGAAAAUACUUACACCCAGAAUCCAUCUGCUGGAGAGUCUGAAUUUCCCUAAGCAUCUGUAUUGUUUAAAAUUCCAUAAGUGAUUCUAAUGUGCAGCCAAAGUUGAGAACUAUGGUCUACGCAGAAAUGUUGUUCCAUUUUUUCUCCUUAUGGGCUGAAUAAAAACAAAUUACUCUUUAACAAAGGAAUUAAGUAGUUGUAAAUAAUAUCAACACAAAUUAAAAAUUUUCCCAAUGGGAAAAUCAAGAAAUGAUAUAAUGGAUUUGUGUAUUUAGAAAUCUGCAAAAUGAAGUAUAAUAAAUUCUAGAUGUACUUUAUAAGCUGUAUUCAAUGUAAUAAUGUUUGCAAAUGUUCUCAUCAAGCCCAAAAGUAAAGGGAUGGGGAAAGUAUACAUUUCAAAAUAUAUUGCCUUCAAAAGUUGAG
Messenger RNA from Pteropus alecto (black flying fox), 5150 nucleotides. RefSeq names its product zinc finger and BTB domain containing 8 opposite strand (gene TSLIG1). The record is from RefSeq and is a predicted model, not a curated record. Gene Ontology annotation, biological process: tRNA splicing, via endonucleolytic cleavage and ligation. The transcript has 7 exons. NCBI's taxonomy places the organism in Eukaryota, Metazoa, Chordata, Mammalia, Chiroptera, Pteropodidae. Bases 26 to 565 code for a protein of 179 amino acids. Gene Ontology annotation, cellular component: tRNA-splicing ligase complex.